GCCACUUCCGCUUCCUCUCCCCUCACGCUGCUCCCUCACGAAAUGGCGGCGGCCGAGUCGUUCCUCGCCUUUAACCCCGCGGCUCGGUCCGGCCUCUCCGCUGGCUCCCGGCGCCGCUCCCGCGGUCCCCGCAACCGCAAAAAGGGCUGGAAGCGCUGGAGCGGCCCCGAGGCGCAGCUGGGCCGGGAAAUCGGCGAUUUCCUGGAGGAUGUGGGGCUGCAGGAGCGAGCGGCGGGGGGUUUGAUCUCUGAGCAGCCCGACGAGGGUCUUUUCUUCCUGGACACGGGAAAAACCCGCAAAGGCCGGCGACCCAAGAAACCCCCACAGAAACCCCUGCACGUAGACCUGGUUCUUCAGCCCCUCUCCAAAGUGCCUCCCCCAAAAAAGUGAGUCUGGGGGUGCUUUUG
This is a messenger RNA of Cyanistes caeruleus (blue tit), 407 nucleotides long. The record is from RefSeq and is a predicted model, not a curated record. Lineage: Eukaryota; Metazoa; Chordata; Aves; Passeriformes; Paridae.